UGGGAUCAGGAGCUAACGAACGAACAGGUGGAAGAAAAAGACAAGUGCAUCUUUGAGAUCGUCAGAGCUUUUGCCACACAACGGUUAGCCACAUUCCUUCAAAGGAAGGAGAGAAAAGGAGAUUGGCCAGCUGGUACAAAGACGACGACAACUCCGUAAGAACUGGAGGAAAGCAACUCAGGCAGAGAAAGAGGGCUUGAAGGCACUGUGGGGGGAGGUCAGGCAGAGAUUGGCCCUUCUUCGCAGAGCUGAGCGCAUCCGUAAGCGCCGGAACCGGAAAGAAAAGGAAAGAGCCAACUUCUUCAAAGACCGCUUCAAGCACGCCAGACAGCUGCUGGAAGAGAAAAAGAGUGGGAAGCUGGAAAUCACUAACGAGCAGCUUGAGCAGCAUGUCAGGAAACAGUACAGCGAUCCUGCAAGGAACGUCCCACUAGGAACACCUGGGUAUGUACCACGGCCUACACCACCAACCUCUAAGUUCAACAUCAUGCCCCCCAAGCUCAGCGAAGUCAGGCACGUCGUGGAGAAGGCAAGGUCUUCAUCAGCACCGGGUCCCAAUGGAGUACCCUAUAAGCUCUAUAAGAACUGCCCCAAGGUGCUAGAGCUGCUAUGGUACCUCAUGAGAACUGUCUGGAAAAAGCCAAUUCAGGAGCAUCGCCCUGCUCAAUGUGGAAGGGAAGAUCUUCUUCUCUGUGCUGGCCAAAAGGAUGACCAACUACCUGAUGGAGAACAACUACAUUGACACCAGCUGCCAGAAAGCAGGGGUCCCAGGCUUCCCAGGCUGUGUAGAACACUCUUCGAUGAUCUGGGAACAGAUCCAAAAGGCCAAGCGCGAGAAGACGGACCUGCAUGUCAUCUGGCUCGACCUCGCCAACGCCUAUGGGUCAGUGCCACAUCAGCUGAUCAGCUAUGCCAUGGAGUUUUUCCACGUGCCCUCCUGUAUUAAGAACUUGGUGGCAAACUAUUUCAAGGAUCUGCAGAUGUGCUUUGCCCUACAGGACUUCAUCACCGGGUGGCAACAACUAGAGGUGGGAAUCGCCAUGGGGUGUGCCAUUUCUCCCAUUCUGUUUGUGGCAGCCUUCGAGAUCAUCCUCAUCGGAGCAAGACAGACUGUGGGAGGGAUUAAACUACCAUCCGGACAGAAGCUACCUCCACUGAGGAGCUACAUGGACGAUGUCACAAGCCUCCUUCAGACAGCACCCUGCACAUCUAGACUGCUGAAAAGGAUGGACGAGCUGAUGUCCUGGGCAAGAAUGAAAAUCAAGCCUGCCAAGUCCCGCAGCCUGUCCCUCAGAAGGGGAGUCAGAAAUGACAGCACCAUCUUUAUCGCAGGGGGCGAGAGAAUCCCACUUCUGUCUGAGCAUCCCAUCAGAAGCCUAGGUAGAGAGUACACAUCAGAGCUCUCCGACAAGCAAAUGGGUAGAGCUGUGUUGAAACAACUCUCAGAUGGCCUGGCAAAGAUCGACCAAAGCCAGCUCCCGGGGAAGUACAAGGUGUGGAUCUACCAGUUCACACUCUACAGAAGGAUAAUGUGGCCACUGAAGAUGAGUGAGAUUCCCUCAUCUACAACAACCAAGAUGGAUGGGAAAGCCAACUCAUUCAUCCGAAAGUGGCUGGGGCUACCAAGGUGCUUCUCUGACACUGGCCUCUUUGGGAAGAACACCUUGCAGCUGCCACUACAAUCCAUCAGUUUGGGCUACAAGCAGGAAAAGACCAGGCUGCUUCUUGAAUUAAGAGAGUCCACCGAUCAGUCAGUUAGAAACACAGGCGUCAAGGUCCGUACUGGCAGGAAGUGGGACGCCCAAACUGAAGUCGACCGAGCAGUUGGCAGGCUGCAACACCAAGAAAUCGUGGGCAGGGUCCAGGCAGGAAGGGCAGGACUAGGCUGGGGAGAGGCACCACGUUUUUGGUCUAAGGCCAACCGGAAAGAGAGAAAGGAGAUGGUGGUGUCAGAGGUGAUAAGGACGGAGGAAGAGCGCUAUAAGAUCAAGGCUGUGUCCCAGAGCCGACAAGGAAGCUGGACAACCUGGGAGGGGGUUGUCGACCGGAAGAUCAGUUGGUCAGACUUGUGGAAGAUCCCUCAAGCGAGGCUUGGCUUCCUCAUCAGGUCAACGUAUGACACGCUUCCCUGUCCUCGGAACCUCCACCAGUGGUUCGGAAACGAGGAAGUCUGCCCACUCUGUAACACUCCCAACGCAAGCCUCCGGCACAUCCUGUCGGGCUGUAAGAUCGCGCUUUCGCAGGGACGCUACAGAUGGCGCCAUGACCAGGUCCUGACAAAGCUAGCUGAGGAGUGGAACAUGCGAGUAGAUCUUGGCAGGCAGCUCCAGUUCCCCAGCGAAAUCACCACCACGUCUCUCCGACCUGACAUAGUGGUGUGGUCCACCAAGGCAAAAACUGCACUCCUCAUUGAGCUCACAAUACCAUGGGAGGAGGGAAUCGAGGCCGCUUUCGAACGAAAGAAGACCAAGUACUCGGACCUGGCUGCGGAGUGCAGGGAGGCUGGCUGGAAGACCACCAUCUACCCAGUGGAGGUUGGAUGCCGAGGCUUUGUGGGGCAGUCAACCACACGCCUACUAAGGGACGCAGGCGUGACAGGAGGAAAGCUUAAGAAAGCAACAAAAGAGCUGGCGGAAGAGGCAGAGAAGGGCAGCUUUUGGCUGUGGCUAAGGAGGAGGGGAAAGGGCUGGGGAAAGAGCACCUAA
Clupea harengus (Atlantic herring) is the source of this 2705-nucleotide messenger RNA. RefSeq lists its product as uncharacterized. The record is from RefSeq and is a predicted model, not a curated record. NCBI's taxonomy places the organism in Eukaryota, Metazoa, Chordata, Actinopteri, Clupeiformes, Clupeidae. Bases 708 to 2705 code for a protein of 665 amino acids. The transcript is spliced from 3 exons.